Messenger RNA from Puccinia graminis f. sp. tritici CRL 75-36-700-3, 2133 nucleotides. RefSeq lists its product as uncharacterized. Lineage: Eukaryota; Fungi; Basidiomycota; Pucciniomycetes; Pucciniales; Pucciniaceae. The record is from RefSeq and is a predicted model, not a curated record. The transcript is spliced from 4 exons. Bases 1 to 2133 code for a protein of 710 amino acids.
AUGUUUUCGCCUUGUAGAUUCUGCGAGACGAGUCGGACGAGCCGGCCAUCACGCUCGAAAAUGCGGUUUCCCUACGGCAGUAUUACCCCACAUGGGCAUCCUCUGUACUUCGCUUUCUGGUCCUUAGCAACAGUGUCGGCCGCAAAUCUAGAUGACUUGGACGUCAACAGGUGGGAUCAAGGACCAUCAGCCCGGAAACUGUUCACCAGCUCGCCUGACUAUCCUAUCUCCAGCUGGGCGCCGAGCUCACACGAAUCAAAUGUGCAAUCGGAGGUAUCGAAUUCCGGAGCUCACCGGCUGUCACCGUCACCCUUAACCGAACAGAAUCUCCUCGAGCGGCUCGGAGACUCUUCCGUUAUUGGAGAACCAUCUAAGGAUUAUUUUGAACUUCUGGCCGACGACCAAGCAGGCUCGAGAAAGCGCGUUAAGCACAGCCAAGGACAGCAGCUUUCCACCCGCAGGACGCCAAUUUAUUAUGAAUUUAUGCCAGGCUCCUCACAUGCCCAUGAUGGCGAUGCUGCACACCUUCGUUCAAGCCCCGAGGGUCAAGUCAAUCAGGGUCAAAUUCAAGCCCAGGUCCAACGCGUUGUUCCUCUUGAUCUCUUGAACAUCCCAAUGGAGCAUCUGACCUCUCAAGUAGCUCAAUCUGUUGAAGAAAGAGCGCCUUCCACCCACGAGAUGUCACCUAAACGUAAAAUCUCAGAAUCGGUGGAAACUCAUACAACUAACGAGGAGGCCAGUCAAAACGUCCUACCCCCAGGCCUGUUUGGGGCAGGGGGGCAAAUUUUGGUGCCGAUUGUAUACCAGUACUACCACGCCUUCGCGCAAAAACUUGAUUCAAGUGAUUUCAAACGGGCCAAGGUGUCGCCGCAAAACAUACAUCAUACGUUGCCCAUCGGUUUCAUGAUCAGGCCGGGUUGCCGAAUCACAAGAAUUCUCGACGAUUCCCAUCAACGCACUCAAAACUGGCGACUUCUCAAAAAGCAUUACAAGGGCUUGCUUCUCACGAUACAUAAUUUCCACUUGAGACACCCAGGUAGCCCAGCUGAACACAUGGUGCAUGUAAGGAGCAUUUUCAACAGGGUUGACAAAGAAAUAUUCGAACCAGAAAACGGGGUCCCAUUCCUGGGUAUUAGCCAGUUCACAGCAAAAGGUUGGAAGGAAAAAUUUUCUGAUACUGUAUUUGAAGAUGUUCAGAAAAGCUUGUUGAAAUAUAUGUCAAGCGGAUCGACAGAGCUACUCCCUCGUUUGGCAUCUGAUCUGAUAAAAUCUUAUCACAGAGAUUUGGAAAGUAAUGAAUCAACCCUAAGAAACCACCGCGAACAACUCAGCAAACUAGAGGCAUCCUCAGAAAUAAAGAUGCAACCAUACUUCCGGGCAAGGUUCGACUAUAUUUUCAGCUUACCAGACGGCUAUCCACGCUUUCAAGCCUUUCUCGAUCGCGGAGAAGGAGCAUUGUUCCCAGGCCACCCCAGCUACGAGGUGUUUAACAAAGUGUCUGAAAAGUUCGAGCAAGAAUUUCGAACAAAAAUUCAUCGAACCAACUUGAGGACGGACCACGCAGCAUUACAAAUCGCUGUGCUAUCAGAAAAGACAAGCAAAGAUGUACAAGUCAUGCGAGUCUUGAAUUCUGCAAUGGAUCGUCCAUAUACCAUCGAGCCUUUCAUGUCUGUUUAUAAUCACUUGAUCAAGUCGGUAGAGUUCCUUCAUGUGGCGAUUCUUGGCCAGUUGGAGUUAACAGGAGGUGAGAGAAAUCGGAGAAGACUGGAUGUCUUGUCUUGGAUCAGUGAAGAGAUCACCAAACCGAAGGAAAGCUUACCCGUAUUCGGCAUGAUUCAAGAUAACAUCGAUUCAUCAAAUAUGGAGGACAGAAUGCUCUCUGGUGAAAAAUUAUUUGGACCAAUCCAGGUAUCCUUGAUCAAAUAUUUUUCGAGCUCAGAAUUGGCAAGGUCUGGACAUUUUCCUGAAACAAGGUUUACUGCCGCAUUUGCUCUAGCAAGUUGGUAUGAAGUCAAUCAUCCAGAAGAGUUUAACAAUUUCUUCUUUCAUCAAUCAUCUCGUUGUGAAAACUUGGAAGAGGCACUUGAACUUAAGAAACCUUAUAUCCACCCUUUCUAUUGCCGUGAUGCUUGA